Messenger RNA from Dreissena polymorpha, 2348 nucleotides. RefSeq names its product probable cysteine--tRNA ligase, mitochondrial. Gene Ontology annotation, biological process: cysteinyl-tRNA aminoacylation. The record is from RefSeq and is a predicted model, not a curated record. Gene Ontology annotation, molecular function: ATP binding; cysteine-tRNA ligase activity. The transcript is spliced from 14 exons. Bases 242 to 2116 code for a protein of 624 amino acids. Gene Ontology annotation, cellular component: cytoplasm. NCBI's taxonomy places the organism in Eukaryota, Metazoa, Mollusca, Bivalvia, Myida, Dreissenidae.
AUGUGAUCCCGUUGGCAUCCGCAAGAGAACUGACCGUCUCCGUGAAGCUACUGGCUACCUCCUCCGUGAAGCUACUGGCUUCCGAGAAGCCACUGGCUCUUCGCCACCCCAAGGCCUUAGGUGAAGCUUCCGUCACUGCCUUGUACAACGUUGGUAGACUCCAACCCUCUCAAGACCCUCUAACCAUACAACAGAUACUCAGAAGCCCGGGCAGCACCGUUCGAAGUCAAGCUAGGAUAAAAUGGUGACAAUUUGGCCAUCUGUAUGCAAGUCAACUCAGGACAUGCACGGAUAUGUUGCCAGAAUUCUUCUCCGCACAACCUUCAAGAAUGGUGUCUUGAAGGGACUUCGCCUUGUGAGUAGCCACACUCACCAGUGGAUACAACCCACAGGAUACAAAACUGGAAUACAUGUGUAUAACUCACUAAGCAAACAGAAGAAUGAACUGGUUUUACCAAAAGGAAAAUAUCUAUCAUGGUACGGUUGUGGCCCAACAGUAUAUGAUUCAUCUCACAUUGGACAUGCCAGCAAUUAUGUUAGAUAUGACAUCAUCAGAAGGAUUCUUCAAGACUUCUUCGGUCUCAAUGUUUGUUACAUGAUGGGAGUGACAGACAUUGACGAUAAAAUUAUUAAGAGAUCAAAUGAGUUGGACAAAGAAUUCACCGCUAUAACAUCCUUCUAUGAGCGUGAGUUCUUUCAAGAGAUGUCGGCAUUGAAUAUCCUCCAACCCAGUCUGAUCUCCCGGGUCACAGACUAUAUCCCAGAGAUCGUAGCAUUCAUCAGCAGAAUUAUCCAAAGGGGCCAUGCAUAUAAAGGAACUGAUGGUAGUGUGUAUUUCGAUGUUGCUCGAUUUGGUGUCUACUACAAGUUCAUUCCCCAACAAGAACAUGCACAGGCUGAUGCCAAAGGGAAGAAGAGUGUGGAAGACUUUGCCCUGUGGAAGGUUGUGAAGCCUGGGGAGCCAUACUGGGAGAGUCCAUGGGGUCCAGGCAGACCGGGCUGGCAUAUAGAGUGUUCAGCCAUGGCCAGCCGGGUGUUUGGCAGCACGAUAGACAUCCACUCUGGGGGUAUUGACCUGAUGUUCCCACAUCAUGAAAAUGAACUGGCCCAGUCAUGUUCCUACCAUGGAGUACCGCAGUGGGCCAACUACUGGUUUCACACUGGUUUUUUGUACCAAAGUUUUGACUCAGAAAAGAUGUCCAAAUCGCUGAAGAACACAAUCUCUGUUGCUGAGCUCCUCAAGACAUACACAGCCAACCAGUUCAGAAUGUUCUGCAUGCUUACACAUUAUAGGAACAAUAUUGAAUUUAACAGUGAGAAAAUGGCCAAGGCAGUGAGUUUAGAUAGCAAGAUUGGUUCCUUCCUGCAACAGUGUGAUGCGUACGUGAAGGGUCAGAUAGUGGGUGGAAACAUAUCAGAGGCAGAAACCAUGGCGAUGUUAGCAGAGAAUGAGGAGAGUUUCCUUGGUCAUCUUAGGGAUGAUUUCCACACGCCCCUAGCCAUGGAGGUCCUCUUUGACUUGAUAAGUACGGUGAACACCAACCUGAGAAAGGCGGAUGCAGACUGCCGAAGCCCCGGAGUUAUAGCUGCUGUACAGUUGUAUGUCAAGACUAUGUGCCAGAAACUUGGUUUCCAGAAGAAGGGCUUGAAAGUGCAUGACAAUAUGAGCCAAGAUUCAGACAGCAUGAAACUACGAGAGGUCCUUGAUAACACAGUGAAGUUCCGACACAAUGUCCGACAGUUUGCACUUAAUCAACAACUCCCAAGGAUAGAUUUUGACAACCAGAGAGAGUACAAGAAGUGUCGUCAGAACUUGUUUCUACCCCUGCUUCAGGAGUGUGAUAAUCUCAGAUCACAGCUAUCUAAUUGUCAGAUCCGUAUACAGGACCACUCAGGCUUCUCAUCCUGGGAGUUUGAUGACACAAAGAACAAUGCAGAAAGGGCUGAAUCAGACCCUGAUAUAACUGGUGAAAAAAGCAAUGUGCUGAACAGUAGUUCCCAGGGGACUUCUGCAAAGGAAGUGGCUUCAAAAUCCCAAAAUGACCAAGGUCAACAGAAGUCAAAAUUGACGUCAACUGAUAAACAUUCGAGUGACAGUGAUCGGACGUCAGCAUAGGAUUUCUAGAUGUACAAUAAAUUAUAUAUCAUUAUCAAUGCAGAUGAAACUUGUUUGAAAGUGUUUAAUAAAGACAUAAAUAUUGUUUUCUAUUGUCAUAAAAUGAGAUGAUGUUAUUAUUUUAGAACAUACAUUAAAUACAUCAGAAAUUUAAUCAAUUCUGCUUGUUAACUUUUGCGUAAUCGAUUCUGCUUGCUAACUUUUGCAAAGAUUAAAAAAUCACACAGCAUAA